Clunio marinus is the source of this 596-nucleotide messenger RNA. Lineage: Eukaryota; Metazoa; Arthropoda; Insecta; Diptera; Chironomidae. The record is from the annotation of a GenBank genome assembly.
AAAAUAAAUCUAAGAGAUCAAAAUUUUUACAUAAUAUUAAAUAAAAUAAUAGAAAGUCACUUAUCUUCAUUACUAAGACCGGAAGAAGCAAAAUAUCGGCGAUGAACUUUCUGAAACAAGCAUUCACCGUAACAAAAAUGUUGACAACCGAAGCCUUGACAUCGUUGAGGGCUUGUAACAUGGGAUCAUCGUUGCAACAGAUGCACAGAAAAGGUCCACAUUUCAAGGAUCGUCCACCACGCCAACCACUUGGUGGAAAACCAUUCGCCAAAGGUGUCAUUCUCAAAGUUCUCAUCAAGAAACCCAAAAAGCCCAACUCAGCGAAUCGAAAAUGUGUUUUAGUUCGACUCACAACUGGCAAGGAAAUGGUCGCUUAUGUACCCGGAAUUGGUCACAAUCUUCAAGAACACAACGUCGUGCUUGUACGUUGCGGUCGAUUGCAAGACGUUCCUGGUGUUAAACUCAAAUGCGUUCGUGGUGCUUACGACUUACCUCAUGUCAUCAAAGCCUAAAUCAGUUUCGAAGAAAUUUUCUGUUUAGUAUGUUAGAAAUUUGCGGGAAGUGAAUAAAUUGUUUCUUUUUUGUUGAAAGAAUAA